CAAGUGGAACACGAGACGACAAAGUCCCGUACAUGGCAGGCUUCACCCACAGCAGUGUUGAACUGCCACACGUUUGGCGUCCCAUCAGGUUUCAACGGUUCCUCACCCCACGCUCCCGAAGGAUCACAUUCAAGUAACUUCAUGGAACACUGCAGGAAUGGUGAACUAACAGACCACACCUCUGGGCAUUUUGAUGACAGUCAGCAGAGUGAACAGAAGGCGGAUCCGCAAAUUCACUCAGUACACACACAUGGAUCGUUUGGACGGGGGACAUCGAAGCUUCGGUGCACAAGAGACGAGAGUGCGGCGUCAAAACGCAGACGACAC
This is a messenger RNA of Opisthorchis viverrini, 327 nucleotides long. RefSeq lists its product as hypothetical. The record is from RefSeq and is a predicted model, not a curated record. The transcript has a single exon. The annotation marks the transcript as partial. NCBI's taxonomy places the organism in Eukaryota, Metazoa, Platyhelminthes, Trematoda, Opisthorchiida, Opisthorchiidae.